Molecule: messenger RNA, 987 nt
Organism: Micromonas pusilla CCMP1545
Lineage: Eukaryota; Viridiplantae; Chlorophyta; Mamiellophyceae; Mamiellales; Mamiellaceae
Product: mitochondrial carrier family
Exons: 1
Coding region: 1-987 (328 amino acids)
Cellular component (GO): chloroplast envelope; mitochondrial inner membrane
Molecular function (GO): S-adenosyl-L-methionine transmembrane transporter activity
Source: RefSeq, a predicted model, not a curated record
AUGGGGCGGCAUCACGACUCGAAAGUCGAGUCGCGCGCGCCCGAGGGGCAGAUGCACCCGUUCUGCGUCGGGCUCCUCGGCGGCGCCGCCGCGGGGCUCACCGUGAACUCGUGCCUGUUCCCGCUGAACACGAUCAAGACGCGUCUGCAGGCGCGCGUCGUCGGGACGCCGAUCCGCGAGACGCUGUUCAAGAACCUGUACCGGGGGUUCAUCAUCGACACCGCGGGGUCCAUCCCCGGCACCGGGCUGUUCAUGGCGUCGUACGAGGUCAUCAAGGCCACGGGGAGAGUUCCCGCGCUCGUCGGCGCCGCGAGCGCCGCGGGCGUCGCGUCGCUGAUCACCGCGCCGUGCGACGCGAUUAAACAACGACUCCAAGUCAACGCGAGCGCGACGCUCGCGAACGAGCUGAAAGCGGUGGCGACCUCGCGGAACCCGCUCAAGACGAUGUUCGUGGGGUACCCGCAGUUCCUCCUGCGCGACCUCCCGUUCGACGCGAUACAGAUGACGUCGUUCGAGGUUCUGAAGCGGUGGCACUGCGACGCGUUCGAUCCGGGACGCCCGAGGACCGCGAAGGAGCUCGCGUUGCUCGGCGGCGCGGCGGGCGCGUUCACCGGGUUCGUCACGACGCCGUUGGACGUCGCGCGGACCGCGGAGGUGUGCGCGGGCCUAAACGGCGUGAAGUGCACGGGCGUGAUGUGCCUCGUCGAGCUCGUCAGGCAGGGCGGCCCGGGCGUCUUGGUGCGAGGGUCGCUGCCGCGGAUGCUCGAGAUCUCGCUGGGCGGGACGUUGUACUUUAGCGCGUUGGAGGCGACGAAGAAGGCGCUCGGGUGGGUGGAUCCGUGCGUGGUGAAGGUGGGCGAGGGCGCGAAGAAGGGGGGCGGGGGGAAGAGAGAGACGAAGACGCCGGGGGCGGGGAAGAAGGGGAAGGACGCGAUUCGAUCCUCCUCGACGACGGUGAAGGAAAAACGAGGACUGAUUCGCGCGUGA